AGCGCCAUAUUUUUUCUUCCUCUGUAGAGGAAAGAAAGGGACAAAAGCUGGAGCGAAUCUAACUUCUCUCCGUCGGGGGCCGCGCUAACGACACGUUUACUCUCGCGCCGCGCUCUUCCCCACGGCGGGUGUGUGCGUGUGGACAGAUGCUGCUGCUCGGAUGAGUGUGUGUGUGCGCGCGCGGCGCUAAAGCAGAGGACGCAGCUUGUCACACACACACACACACACACACACACACAGUUGAGGGCCGGUGGAAGUGGAGAAACGUUCGCCCUGCCGGAGGUGGAACGGCAAACACUGACGUUAACCUGCUCGGGAAAUAAGACGAGGCUUGUUGUCUAGUUAUAAUGUAUCAGGUUCCGGUGGGAAAUAUUGAGAAGAUCCGAAAGGCACGCAAGGCGGUGAAAAACGUCCUUUCAGAGAUCGGCCUGGAAGAUUGCCAAAACCUGCUGAAGGAUCUCAAUGAAAAGGCUGAGAAACACACAGAUGAAGAUGAGGUCUUUCAGGAAACCGAGUGGGUUGAUAUCACAGAAGGAUACAACACGAGACGACAGAAAAAGUGGCCUUAUCGGUCUCGAUCUCUGUGCUGCAACCUGUGCAAGUACUCUUCACACAACAUCUACAACUUCAGGAGUCACGUCUCACGCUGCCACGGAUAUGUCCAAUCGUUCUGUGCGCUGGCGCCCUGUUCCCAGUGCGUCUUCAUCGGCCACCCGAAGGUUGUCAAGAGGCACAUGCUCUUCUUCCACGCCAACCUCACCACCGUACCACAAGUACAAUUACCAAGGGAAGUGUCUUUACCCACCCAUCGUGGAAAUGAGAGGUAUCAGUGUCGGAGGUGUGGAUUUCCAAACUCCUCCAUCUUUGCAAUGAAGAAGCACAUUAUUCUCAAGCACCUGGACAAUUUGGCCGAACAGUAUAUAGGUUACAGGAUAAAUCUUCAAGCAAACACGUCUAUAAAGGUCUACUGCUGCAAAGUGUGUAAGGUGAACACGGGGAAUCUUGACCAGAUGUUGCAUCACAUGCUGGUUGAGCCGUCGCACUACUCGGUCAGCACACAAGUGCAGGGCCUGAUUCACGAGAACAAGAACUAUACCAUUAAACCGACGUCUAAUGGAAACGGCGUGUUUGUGACAUUCCCGAGCAUCGCUCCUAAACCACACCAACCUCAAAUAUUUAACAGUAAGUCCUUGGUUAUACCAAGUAACGGCCAACCUGGUGGGACUGUUGUGACAUUGCAGCAGUUACAGGGAGCUGCAAACAGCGCUACUUUCAUCUGUGCCCCUGGAACAAACCAAGCUUUUCUGCCCCCUCAAGCAUCAGCGUUAGUGCAGCUGGCUAGUGCUGAGGCUAAAGGUCUGCUCCAGCCCGGCGCCACAAUAGCCCUCCGAAGUACUUUGUCCCAAUCCAUGCUCCAACUCCCCACAAUGUCCAAUGUUUCUCUAAAACAGGCGCCGGUGGCUCUGACGCCUGCUUCUGCUCAGCCGCAACAGACUCCACAAGCACAGCAAAUCCUCAUUCCAUCAGGAGUGCAGGCCAACACGGCAGCCGGAACAGGGGCUGUUCCCAAGCCGGCCGUGGCUACACAGAAUGCAUCAACAAACCAAAGUAGCCUGCAAGGUACAAUGCUGACUUCGCAGUCCCUGCUGAGUCACCUGAUUCCAACUGGCAACAGGAUGAACGGCAUGCCCACGUACACCUUCGCUCCGCUGCAGGUAGCGAUGCCUGUCUCACAGAGCACCCCUCUCAAGGCCGUCGAGCAAACGAGUAACUCUGUACCGCAAACUAAGAAAUGGGUCACCUGUCCCCUCUGCAAUGAGCUUUUCCCUUCCAGUGUGUUCGACAUGCACACAGAGGUCGCCCAUCAGACAAAAUCCUCUUCAUCCAAAACAGAAAGUGUGGCAGCACGAGCAGCUUUCCUGAAGAAAAUGCCAGACAAAACUGUCAAAUGUCUAACAUGCAAAAUCCUCCUGUCAGAGAAAAGCGUCUUCCAACACUUGCUGCAUGGCCUGAAUUGCUUGUAUUGCUCAGCUCUGUUCUUUUCAAUCAAACAGCUCGCUGAGCACGUGAAGCAGCACAAUCCCACAAGCAAGGCCUACUGUGACUUCCUAAGGCAGAAGUACAGGGUCUACUCAAAGGGCGUGGGCGGGAUCCUAUUCCCCUACUUUGACGUGCACACCACUGCACCAAAAGAGGUCCUCGGGGACCGAGAGGUCAAUCUCGCCCUGGUCACAAGUUCCCUCGACCUGAUAUUCUUCAAGCUGCAGCCCAGCAGCCAGCCAGACAUCUGUGCGGCGCCCGUGAGAAUCAACAGCUCAUACUGUCCCUUCUGUGAUGAAAAGUUCCAGGACGAAUCCAAACACCUCCAGCAUCUGAGACAGAAACACUUUGUGGCACCCACCAUUCAUGCCAUCCUCAAGACGGAGGCUUUCAAGUGCAUAUACUGCAAUGGGGUGUACACGGGGAAGGUCACGCAGCAUGCGGUGAUGCUCCACAUUCAGCGAUGCCGGUGCUCGCCAAAACCAUCACAGCCACCCAAACCUGCAGCACCAGCACCAGCACCAGCACCACCAGCACCACCACCACCGCAGCAGCUGCAGCAGCCUCCGAAACCAGCUCCACAGAUCAUUCAGCAGUCCGGACUCUACUUUCUCCAGAUGCCACAAGGGCUGACUAUGAAGCAGGUGACAAUGAAGCAAGUUACUCCGGCUCGUUUGAUUCGACCUGCACCCAGCGCACAGCCGGAGACCGAAGCAGAGCUGCAGUCCAAGAAGCGGCUGGAGGCUGCGCUGAGGCAGGUCAUGGAGGACAACAAACGAGAACGGGAACAAAAGGCGUCCGUUCGCAAGAAGCGCGAGCAGGAGAAGGUGUUGCCCCCACCGGAACCUGUGGUUCAGAUCGACCCCACUGUGAAGCUGGUUCUGGAGCCCACCCCAGUCGAGCGCCGCUGCAACGACGAGCGAAGAGACUUUAUAUCAAAAUACUUCAACCGGAACCCGUACGCGAACAGAGCCGAGAGCGACGAGCUGUGCAGGAGGCUGUCUCUCACCAAGACCGAGUUGGCAGCCCACUUCAGCAAGAAGCGCAGCAAGUGCAUGAAAAGUCUGAAGAGGAACACGGCCGCGAUUCUCCUCGGCUUCAACAUGACUGAAAUGAGAAAGCUCACGCAUAACCUCACCAUCCCAGAGCAGCGGCCGGCCGAACUCACAGAGCAGCCGCAGCCGCAGGUCGAUAAAACCCACCAGUUAGCAAACAGUGAGGAGGGACCGGAACCGAUGGAUGAAAGUGGACAAGUUGUGGACGAGGUGGAGCAGAUGGAAUUGGAGCACUGAUCACCCCGGUUUAAAAGGAACAGAAGAUGACCCAGAUACUUAAACGAUGGCCUUCUGUGUUGACAGUCACUGGAAAAGUUGAUCAUGUUGUGGAUACAGAGUAGUUCGGAACGUACACCUGAACCCGAGGGCCGUUUCUUUAUGUAGCCUUCAUCAGUAGUGCCCCGUUUGACAUCAGUACGUCAGUACCAUAAUUACCACAUAAAUGCAGAGCUAUGUUGUGAUACUCCCUAGUAUAUAAUAUAUAAUAUAUAAACCCUAAUGAAGAUACAGAUGUGAUAUGGUGCAGACUGCUGAGCUGCAGCAGUAUUCAGCUGGUUACAAUCUCAUUCGAGCUACUGACUUCGAUAUAAGCAGUGAUUUGUGCCUGGUAGCUGCUCUUUGCACCCGUUAUUUAAGCCCUUUUGUACAAAAUUAUGAUUUCAGUUCUUGUCUGCUAAUACUAAGACUCCCAGUGCACACCUCAAAAGAGAUGAGUUACUGGGCUUUCUUUCCUUUUUUAGAGGAACUUGUUUGGACCUAUUACAGUCACGUGCACAACCUCAUUAUGUUGUUUUUCCAUUCGUUUUUUUUUUUUCGCACCAUUUCCAUCUGUUUUUUGACAGUUUUCAAGAGGAAAUUUCUCUUCUGAAAUUUCUUCAGAAUAAAUAAUGAGUUGUAAACUUGCUUAAUUGACAGAAUUUAUGGAGACUUUGUUAUUAUUAUGAUUAAAUCUCUGACCAUGUUGCUUGCAUGAACCUUGGUUUUACUGAUUUGUGCCAUUGUGAAGUCGACACAUUUGCAUAGAACUUGUGGAAAAUUUAACCUAUAGAUUCAACGAAACAUGAAACACGUCAUCGGGUGUGUAUUCUUUCGCCUCGCAACUUCUGUUCUCCUGUUGGUUUUUUUUGUACUAUACCAUGUUUUUUUUUCUAUAAUUCCUAGAGGAUCAGAAAUGUUGGGAGAGGUACAAAUUCUCAUUCUGUCCAAGACCACUGUGUUGUAAAAAAAAUAAUAAAGUGGUAUCUUUUUA
Messenger RNA from Scophthalmus maximus (turbot), 4344 nucleotides. It is a transcript of the gene adnp2b, whose product is annotated as ADNP homeobox 2b. Gene Ontology annotation, cellular component: nucleus. The transcript is spliced from 4 exons. Gene Ontology annotation, molecular function: DNA binding. Gene Ontology annotation, biological process: regulation of gene expression. NCBI's taxonomy places the organism in Eukaryota, Metazoa, Chordata, Actinopteri, Pleuronectiformes, Scophthalmidae. The record is from RefSeq and is a predicted model, not a curated record. Bases 348 to 3332 code for a protein of 994 amino acids.